This is a messenger RNA of Elephantulus edwardii (Cape elephant shrew), 1935 nucleotides long. RefSeq names its product tigger transposable element derived 5 (gene TIGD5). Gene Ontology annotation, molecular function: DNA binding. The record is from RefSeq and is a predicted model, not a curated record. The transcript has 3 exons. Lineage: Eukaryota; Metazoa; Chordata; Mammalia; Macroscelidea; Macroscelididae. Gene Ontology annotation, cellular component: nucleus. The coding region runs from base 1 to 1935 and encodes 644 amino acids.
AUGCGCCCCGGCCACGCCGCGCUCACAAACCGGCGAGACAAAAGGGAGGGUCCGGCGACCUGCCCCGCCCCGCGCCAGCGCCCGGCACGCUCAAACCUAUGGCUUUCAUGCCCGGGCCGCUGCCUGCGGCGCGAUGCACCCCGCGGACUCCCCGAGCGGCCCCGGCCCCCACCGCGGGCCCUUGUCCCUGGCGCCCCCGCCGCACGUCCACUGCCCUCCGCGCCCGGGCCGCGGCCGCACGUGGCAGUGAAGGUGGCCUUCCGCAAGGCCUACUCCAUCAAGGACAAGCUGCAAGCCAUCGAGCGUGUCAAGGGUGGCGAGCGCCAGGCUAGCGUGUGCCGCGACUUCGACGUGCCUGGUGGCACACUGCGCGGCUGGCUCAAGGACGAGCCUAAGCUUCGCUGGUUCCUUGAGCAGCUGGGCGGCGAGGUGGGCACUCAGCGCAAGAAGAUGCGCCUGGCCAACGAGGAGGAGAUCGAUCGCGCGGUGUACGCCUGGUUCCUGGCGCUGCGCCAGCACGGCGUGCCGCUGUCGGGGCCGCUCAUCCAGGCGCAGGCCGAGGCCUUCGCGCGCCAGAUCUACGGCCCCGAGUGCACAUUCAAGGCCAGCCAUGGCUGGUUCUGGCGCUGGCAGAAGCGCCACGGUAUCUCCAGCCAGCGAAUCUACGGCGAGGACGGGGGCUACGGCGACGAGCAGAUCUACAACGCCAACGUCACCGGACUCUACUGGAAGCUGCUCCCCCAGCAGGCAGCGCCCCGGGGCGCAGGGGGUCCCGGGGGAGGGAGCUCCGGCCGGCGCUGGCGGGGCGACCGGGUAACGGUGCUGCUGGCCGCCAACCUGACGGGCAGCCACAAGCUGAAGCCGCUGGUCAUCGGGCAACUGCCCGACCCGCCCAGCCUGCGCCACCACAACCAGGACAAGUUCCCUGCAUCUUACCGCUACAGCCCGGACGCCUGGCUCAGCCGCCCGCUCUUGCGGGGCUGGUUCUUCGAGGAGUUCGUCCCUGGCGUCAAGCGCUACCUGCGUCGCUGCUGCCUGCAGCAGAAGGCUGUGUUGCUGGUGGCCCACCCUCCCGGGCCGAGCCCGGCCCCUAGGACGCCGGCCCGGAGCGAGAGCGAGGAGGGCCCCCGGCGGGCCCGCCCCGAGCCCCCAGGGCCCCCGGAAGAGCUGCAGACGCCCGAUGGCGCUGUGCGCGUGCUCUUCCUGACCCGGGGCGGCGGCGCGCAGAUCCCCGCUCCUCUGGAGCAGGGCGUGGUGGUCGCGUUCAAGCAGCGGUACAAGCGGGAGCUGCUGCGCCUGGCCGUGUCGUGCGCGGGCGGCUCCCCGCUGGACUUCAUGCGCAGCUUCAUGCUCAAGGACAUGCUGUAUCUGGCCGGCCUCUCCUGGGACCUGGUGCAGGCGGGCAGCAUCGAGCGCUGCUGGCUGCUCGGCCUGCGCGCUGCUUUCGAGUCCCAGUCCCAGGAGACGCGGGUGGGCCCUCCAGACGGCCAGGAGGAGGCGAAAGAGCACAGCAGGGUGCUCGGCGACCUCACCCACCGGGCCGCCCUGGCUUACAAACGCCUGGCGCCCGAGGACGUGGCCCAGUGGCUGCACCUGGAUGAUGACGGUGGGUUAUGUGAGGGCAGCCGGGAGGAGGCAGACAUGCGCCCGCCGCCCUGGAGUGCCCCUGCCACCUCUGCACCCCUGGACUAUCAGUCCCCGGACUUGGGAAGUGGAGAGGAGGCGGGGGAGGGGCCUGCAGCUGCCGAGAGGGCUGGGAUCCCUGUGCCUACUGCCGGCCAGGCUGUUAGGGGUCUGGAGACCGCUCUGCGGUGGCUGGAGAGCCGAGACCCCGGGGAAGUGGGGCCACUGCAGCUGGUGCAGCUGCGCUCGUUCAUCACUAUGACCCGGCGGCUGGGCGCUGUCGAGGGGGGCGUGCCAGAGGACGGGGUGUGA